Drosophila arizonae is the source of this 4228-nucleotide messenger RNA. RefSeq names its product dosage compensation regulator mle (gene mle). Gene Ontology annotation, cellular component: nucleolus; ribonucleoprotein complex; intracellular anatomical structure. The record is from RefSeq and is a predicted model, not a curated record. Gene Ontology annotation, biological process: positive regulation of transcription by RNA polymerase II; regulation of mRNA processing. Gene Ontology annotation, molecular function: double-stranded RNA binding; ATP hydrolysis activity; 3'-5' DNA helicase activity. Lineage: Eukaryota; Metazoa; Arthropoda; Insecta; Diptera; Drosophilidae.
UUAGAAACGGAGCUCGUCAAAAGUGUUAAUUUAAUUUAAUAUUCUCUGAAAUAAAUAUUUGCACAAAAUGGAUAUAAAAUCAUUUCUGUUUUCAUAUUGUGCCAAAAAUCAAACAGAACCCAAGUUCGAAGUGCGACCAAUUGGACCCAAACACCGCCAACGAUUUUUGUGCGAAGUACGCGUCGAUCAGUGUCCCUAUGUGGCCGUUGGCAAUUCCACCAACAAAAAGGAUGCCGAGAAGAAUGCCUCGCGUGAUUUUGUCAACUAUUUGGUGCGCGUUGGCAAACUGAAUGCAAAGGACGUGCCGAAUGAUCCAACCGCUCCGGCAGUUGAUAGCGGUGAUGGCCAAGCUGGACGCGGGGGAAGUGGCCAGCAGCGUCGCUUCUUCGGCGAUUCGUCGGGUCCACAAGAUUUGGGCGAGGCCUAUCGUCCGCUCAAUCAUGACGGAGGACGCGAUCGCUUCAACAUCAUAGACCAUGUCCAAGAGCAAAAGGAUAUGAACGAAGCCGAAUCAAUUGAUGUAAAUGCCGCUAUUCACGGCAAUUGGACUAUUGAGAAUGCCAAAGAUCGUUUGAACAUAUAUAAGCAAUCGAAUAACAUAAAAGAUGAUUAUAAGUACACGCCCGUUGGACCAGACCAUGCCAGGAGCUUCAUGGCGGAGCUGUCCAUAUACGUGCCGGCUCUGAAGCGCAAGGUAACGGCACGUGAAACAGGAUCGAAUAAGAAAUCGGCCAGCAAAUCGUGCGCCCUCUCGCUGGUGCGUCAGCUCUUCCAUCUGAAGGUGAUCGAAGCCUUUAGCGGCACGCUCAAGAAGAAGAAGGAUGAGCAGCUAAAGCCCUAUCCGGUUAAGUUGCGGGAGGAGCUCAUUCAUGAGAUGGAUGAAGUUAUUAAGGAUCUCGAUUUGCCGGUGGUUAGUCCACGCAACAUUAAGGUGGACCCCGAUGGAGCUCCAAUGCCGCUAAUAGUAUCACAGAGUCGUUUGGACAUGAACCAGGAUUCGGAUGCACGUCAGGAGCAUAUCGCUGUCAUACCCUGGGCACCGCCGCAGUCCAACUGGAAUGCCUGGCACGCUUGCAACAUCGAUGAGGGUGAAUUGGCCAAUGUCACCGUGGAUCAACUGUCCCUGGAAUAUGAGCGACAGCAUCGCGAUCGUCGCCAGAACAAUGCCGAGUACAGACAGUUCCUGGAGUUCCGUGAGAAGCUGCCCAUAGCAGCAAUGCGCUCAGAGAUCAUGCUGGCCAUCAAUGAGAAUCCGGUGGUGAUUAUACGUGGCAACACGGGCUGUGGCAAGACCACCCAGAUUGCCCAAUAUAUAUUGGAUGAUUACAUUAGCACGGGCCAGGGUGCCUAUGCCAACAUCUAUGUGACCCAGCCGCGUCGCAUUUCGGCCAUAUCCGUGGCAGAGCGUGUUGCGCGCGAACGCUGUGAAAAUCUGGGCGAAACUGUCGGCUAUUCCGUGCGCUUUGAGUCCGUAUUUCCACGCCCAUACGGCGCCAUACUCUUUUGCACUGUGGGCGUGCUCUUGCGCAAGCUGGAGGCAGGUCUGCGCGGCAUCUCGCACAUCAUCGUGGAUGAGAUACAUGAGCGCGAUGUGAAUAGCGACUUCUUGCUGGUCAUAUUGAGAGACAUGGUGGCCACCUAUCCGGACUUGCACAUCAUCCUGAUGUCUGCCACCAUUGAUACGACACUCUUUUCGAAGUACUUUGGCGAUUGCCCCGUGUUGGAGGUGCCUGGACGCGCCUUUCCAGUGCAGCAGUUCUUCUUGGAGGACAUCAUACAGAUGACAGGCUUUGUGCCAUCGGCUGAGUCGCGUCGCAAGCGCAAGGAGGCCGACGAUGAGGAGCAGCUGCUGCUCAAGGACAACCAGGAGGAGGGUGAGCAGAACUUGAAUAAGGUGUGCGAGGAGAAGUAUUCCGUGCAGACACGCAACGCCAUGGCCAUGCUGUCCGAGUCGGACGUUAGCUUCGAGCUGCUCGAAUCUCUGCUGCUGCACAUCAAAUCCAAGAAUAUUCCCGGUGCCAUACUCGUCUUUCUGCCCGGCUGGAACUUGAUCUUCGCUCUGAUGAAGUUCCUGCAGAGCUCCACAAAUUUCGGCAAUUCCCAGUAUCGCAUAUUGCCGUGCCACUCGCAGAUACCACGCGAUGAUCAGCGCAAGGUCUUCGAGCCUGUUCCGGAUGGCGUCACAAAGAUCAUCUUGUCCACGAAUAUUGCCGAGACUUCGAUUACCAUCGACGAUAUCGUCUUCGUCAUUGACAUAUGCAAGGCACGCAUGAAGCUCUUCACUUCGCACAAUAAUCUGACCAGCUAUGCCACCGUGUGGGCCAGCAAAACGAAUCUGGAGCAGCGCAAGGGACGUGCUGGACGUGUCCGCCCGGGCUUUUGCUUUACCUUGUGCUCGCGUGCUCGCUUUGCCCAGCUGGAGGAGAACCUGACGCCCGAGAUGUUCCGCACGCCCCUCCAUGAGAUCGCAUUGACUGUGAAGCUUUUGCGUCUGGGUGCAAUUCAUCAUUUUCUAUCCAAGGCAUUGGAGCCGCCGCCCGUGGACGCUGUAAUCGAGGCAGAGGUGUUGCUGCGCGAGAUGCGCUGCUUGGAUGCCAAUGAUCAGUUGACACCGCUGGGUCGCCUGCUCGCCCGCCUGCCCAUUGAGCCGCGGCUGGGCAAGAUGCUGGUGCUGGGCGCCGUCUUUGGCUGCGCCGAUCUGGUGGCCAGCAUGGCCUCCUAUUCUAGCACCUUCUCGGAGGUGUUUGCCCUCGACAUUGGCCAGCGUCGUUUGGCCGCACAUCAAAAGGCACUGAGCGGACGCAAGUGCUCCGAUCACGUGGCCAUGAUCGUUGCCUCACAGAUGUGGCAGAGCGCCAAGAAUCGCGGCGAACAGGAGGAGGCACGCUUCUGCGACUGGAAGGGUCUGCAGUUGUCCACGAUGAACGUGAUGUACGAUGCCAAGAUGCAGCUGCUCGACCUGUUGGUCCAGGCGGGCUUUCCCGAGGAGUGCAUGCUGCCCCAUAAAGUGGAUGCCAAUGCAGAUGAUCCGGAGCUGGAUAUAUCAUUGGCUCUGCUCUGUUUGGGUCUCUAUCCCAACAUUUGUGUGCACAAGGAGAAGCGCAAGGUGCUGACCACCGAAUCGAAGGCAGCGCUGCUCCACAAGACCUCGGUGAAUUGCAGUAAUCUGGCUGUCACCUUUCCGUAUCCCUUCUUUGUCUUCGGCGAGAAGAUCCGCACACGCGCUGUCUCCUGCAAGCAACUGUCCAUGGUGUCGCCGCUGCAGGUCAUGAUCUUUGGCUGCCGUAAGAUUGAUCUUGCGGCCAAUGGAGUGGUGCGUGUCGACAACUGGCUCAACUUUGACAUCGAUCCGGAACAUGCUGCUAAAAUUGGUGCCUUAAAGCCGGCUCUGGAGGAUCUGAUUACCAUUGCUUGCGAUAAUCCCGGUAAUGUGCUCAAAUUGGAUGAGCCCUAUGCUCGCCUGGUGCGUGUCAUCCGGGAUCUUUGCGUACAAAAUGCGGGAGACUAUCAGCUCCAUCGUGAAUCGAGCGUAUUGCCUUAUAUGUCGCGUGGAGGCGCUGUAAGCGGAGACGGAGACGGAAUGGAUGGCGGUGGUCCAGCUAAGCGUGGACGUUUUGACAGUGGAUCGAAUUAUGGCAAUAGUUCAGGUGGCAGAUUCGGAGGAGGAGGUGGAGGAGGAAACUUUGGCAAUCGAACAGGUGGAUAUAAUAGCGGCGGACGCUUUAAUGGACGCUACCGUAAUGGAGGAGGAGGUGGAGGCUUCAAUAAUGGAGGAGGCAGUGGAGGCUUCAAUAGUGGAGGAGGAGGAGGAGGAGGCGGAGGCUUCAAUAACGGAGGAGGAGAUGGCGGCUUUAAUAUUGGAGUAGGAGAUGGCGGCUUCAAGAAUGAAGGAGGAAAUGGAAGCCUCAAUGAUUUUGGAGGCGGCUCCAAUUUUGGUGGAGGAGGCGGAGGCGGAUAUAAUAGUGAUGUAGGGAAUGGCAGCAGUGGCUAUAACAAUAGAGGAGGCGGUGGCUACAACAUUGGGGGAAACAAUAACUUCAACAAUGGAGGAGGAGGUUAUAACCGAGGAGGAGGACGCAACAGUGGCUACAACCAAGGAUCAGGCAAUGCUGGCUACAAUCAAGGAGGAAGCAAUUUUAAUAAUAGAUAUAACAACUUCCAAAGCGCCGAAGGCGGCAACUGGAGCAGCUUUUCCAAUCGUCGCUAUUAAAAUAAUGACUUAAUCUUA